AUGCAAAGGACAGUGGUCAAGCUUACCAAAAAGGCUGGCAAGAAAGAGCUGGAGUUACGAGCGAACUCUGAGCGGGCCUUGCGAGCAGAACAAGAAAGAGCGCGAUUGUGGGAAACCACCGAGAAGCAGAAGUGGGCACUUGAGGCAGAACUCGAAUUGUCCCAAGAUGACUUCGAUGUUAUAAGAUUGAUGAAAGAAAUUAUUAAAUCUGCAACAAAUGAUGAUUGUAGUAAGUUAGAAGGAGGUGAAAUUCGCAAGCGGUUGCUGGAAAUUUUGACAGAUAAAAAGUUUUUGCUUGUCAUGGAUGAUGUCUGGAAUGAGAAGCCCCACAAAAUGGAUGGAUCUGAGAAAAUAUUGCUAAAUGGUGUCAAUGGAAGUAAAAUUAUUAAGUAUGCGUUCAAAGAUGGAGAAGGGAAAGAUUUUCCAAGGCUCAUUGAAAUUGGGAAGGAAAUUGUAAGAAAAUGUAAAGGAGUUCCAUUGGCUGUGAGAUCUUUAGGGAGCUUACUUUAUGCAAACACGGACGAACGUGAGUGGUUGAAAAUAAGAGAAAAUGACAUCUGGCAGGUGGAUCAAGUUAAUGAAGACAUCUUACCAGCAUUGAAAUUGAGCUAUGAUCAUUUACCAUCUCCCAUGAAGCGAUGUUUUACUUAUCUUUGUUUGUUUUCGAAGGAUUAUACUUAUCUCAGUGAGUAUGUAGCCCAAUAUUGGAUAGCGCUUGGACUUCUUAAAACCUCUGACAAAACUGAAGAGCUAGAAGAUGUUGCUGUUCAAUACAUGAAAGUUUUAUGGUCAAGGGGUUUCUUAGAGGAUUUCCGGGAGUAUAGUUUUUAUUGGACAUUUAAAGUGCAUGAUCUUAUGCAUGAUCUUGCAAUAUCAAUGACAAAAAGUGAGUCCGCAUUCAUAAAUUUAGGAAGCCAAAAUGUUGAUGGGAAAUUUCGGCAUUUUUCACAUGGUGACACAGAGUUAUGUGGUGAAGAAUUUCUACAACUCAUAGUUAAUAACUCAAGGAGUGUUCGAAGCAUUGUCUUUCCAGCAGCAGAUAAAUACGGAGAUGCGGGUAUCAUUGGAUCAUUUAUUAGUGAAAAUAUAUCCAAAUUCAAGUACCUCCGGCUGCUACACUUGUGUAGUAUACUUUUCGAAGUGUUGCCAGAUUCUAUUGGUACAUUGAGACAUUUGAGGUACCUUGAUCUAGCUUGGAAUUAUUCAUUGAAGAAGAUCCCUGAAUCUUUUUGCGAGCUACAGAACUUGCAAAUGUUAAACCUUAGGGAUUGUUAUGAGCUUAAGAAGUUGCCUAAUAACAUACAAAAGAUGAUCCGCCUUAGAUACUUGGAAAUAACCACACAAGAGGAGGUUCUUACAGAAAAAGGAAUUGGAUGUUUGAGUUCCCUUCAAUAUUUGCAUUUACGUAAGUGCAAAUAUCUAGUAAGUUUGUGUGAAGGGAUUCAAGGUCUGAAAAGCCUCCGAGCUUUGUAUGUACGUAACUGUCCUCUGAUCUCGUUACCAGAUACUAUCAGAUACCUGACAAAAUUAGAGAUGUUAAUAAUUUGGAGUUGCCCUAAUAUUAAUUUGAAGAUGGAAUUGCAAGAAGAAGAUCAUGAGUUGAAGCUGAGUCUUAAACGUUUCAUAAUUUUUAAUUUAAAUUCAUUGGUGGAUUUGCCUCAGCUUCUUCUUCAAGCAUCUGCUGACACUCUGAAGUACAUGCGGAUUGAAUGGUGUGAAAACUUAGAAGCACUAUCAGAGUGGUUUCAAAAUUUCACGUCACUUGAAGAACUUGAGAUUACAUCAUGCCACAAAUUGUCAUCUCUUCCAGAAGGGAUAGAACGCCUUACUUCCCUCAAGGAAUUGAAGAUUACAGACUGUCCUGCUCUAAUUGAAAGCAUCAGAAAUGAUGAGUCGAAGAUUGCUCAUGUUCCACUGGUUCGUCUUAUUUAA
Messenger RNA from Pistacia vera, 1932 nucleotides. RefSeq names its product putative disease resistance protein RGA3. The transcript is spliced from 3 exons. Gene Ontology annotation, molecular function: ADP binding; protein binding. Bases 1 to 1932 code for a protein of 643 amino acids. NCBI's taxonomy places the organism in Eukaryota, Viridiplantae, Streptophyta, Magnoliopsida, Sapindales, Anacardiaceae. The record is from RefSeq and is a predicted model, not a curated record. Gene Ontology annotation, biological process: defense response to other organism.